This is a messenger RNA of Mandrillus leucophaeus (drill), 4155 nucleotides long. RefSeq names its product methyl-CpG binding domain protein 4 (gene MBD4). Gene Ontology annotation, molecular function: DNA binding; pyrimidine-specific mismatch base pair DNA N-glycosylase activity. The record is from RefSeq and is a predicted model, not a curated record. The coding region runs from base 1847 to 3610 and encodes 587 amino acids. Lineage: Eukaryota; Metazoa; Chordata; Mammalia; Primates; Cercopithecidae. The transcript is spliced from 8 exons. Gene Ontology annotation, cellular component: nucleus. Gene Ontology annotation, biological process: DNA repair.
AAAUAGACAUCUCCCAUUUAUGUUACCUGUCUAUCUCCUGCAGACAUUUGAGUUUGCCACCUCUGUAAUAUAAGGAAAAAUUAAUGUAGGGGCUGAGAGCAUUGACGUAGGAGUGAGGAAGACCUGAGCUUGAAAGCUGGCUCCACCCCUCACUGUGUGACCUUGGCAAAUUACCCACCUUCUCUGUGCUUCAGUUUCCUCAUACAUAAAAUAGAGGAAAUUAUAGUACCUACCUCAGAAAGUGGUGAACAGAGACAACGAAAUGAAGGAUAAGAAGUGCUUAGCGAGCACCUGGCACAUAAUGUCAGCUACCACUAGUGCCGAACACAAAAGAGAGGACCCGUCUCCAACGUGAGCCUUGAAGGAUGUGCAGGAUUUCCGUGUGAGAUGAGGAGAGAGGGCAUGCUUCACACAGAGAAAGAUCUCAGAAAGGACUGAACCAAAGACAAGUAACCUGCUCCAGUGGCCAGAACAGAGGCUUCACAACAAUGCUGAAUGAUUUUCAAAGUCAGGCCGAGACCUAUCCCAUAAAUAAGUGUAUGACAAAACAGACUAUAUUAUAGAUUUAGCCAAUAACAAUGGAAUAGGACAUUAAAUAACUGAAUCAAAAGGUGACAAAGUUAUUCACCUUCAAUUCUUUUUCAAACUUCCCAAUUAGGAGAGCUUGUGUUUGAUGCUCAUUUUGAGCACCUUUCUGAUCAUACAUGCCAAUCUCCAAUUUUAGAGAAACGAGAUAUCAGGUUUAAAGGCUCCCUAGCAACAACAGCUAGCUACAGCCUGUUCAGUUUUGCUUCUCCCUAAGUUUUACUUUUACACUUACAGCAAGUGACGCUGAUUUUAUCUUAACACUUAGAGCAAGUGACACUGGUUUUCAUAAAUGGAGUAAUAAAGUUUCCUUGUAAAAUGUGAAAUCAUAAUUAAAAUAAAUGAGACAAUUUAGAGAAAAACGUCAAGUAAACAAGAGUACAGGUACUAUGUGGAAGUGGCAAGAACUGUGAAGCUUGAGCAGCUUCGUGCUGUGUCGUGGGUGUGAAACGAACCCAAGGCAGCGACAAGGCCAGACCGUGAGGGAAGAGCCGCCUCCACCGGCACUACCUCCAGGCGCGGCACCUCCCUUUGCCGCUCUCCAACCCUCAGGCGUUUCGCCAACCGCCAAGGGGCGGGAGGGUGACCCUGCAGUCUCCCAGGCCGGGGUUCAGUGCCCUCGGCCCAGGCAGCAAGCUCGCUGCCACCCUCAAACACGCUGCAGUGGCUCGCGCAGUCCCCGCUUUUCGCGGACCGCCCGGCUUCUCACCAGUGCUCGGCUUUAUCUCUCCACGUCAACACGGCCCUCAUCGCGGCUUCCCUUACGCCUCGGGCUCCUCCUCUCCGCCUCAGCGUCUGUCUCAGCAACCGCCUCACUAACGGUAGCCACGCCACAAGCCACUUUGGCUACCUGCGUUACCCCUGGCAACGUACAUGCGCGGUAAGCUGAGCGGGAGGUCGCCUUCCUCCGAGUGCGCAUGUCCGAAAGGCAAAACGGGAAAAGCUGCAAAAGCUAGGGUGGAACUGGAGCCCCUAAGGCAUCAGCGCAACCAGAGCGCGCGCGAUUGGUUGGGGUUUGUGGGGGCGGUGCGCCUUCCUCGACAAUGGAUUUGAUUGGUGGAGCGUGGAAAUGGCGGCUGUAGCCGAGGGGGCGGCCGAAAAGCAGGGGCGGCCGAAAAGCAGCGGCGGCGUCUGGGCCACUUUCGCAACAUUCAAACCUCGGUUGCAGCCCGGUGCCGUGAGCUGAGGUUUCACGUCUUACUCCGCCCCACACCCAGGGCUUCGCAGCGCUGGGCUCGUUGCUGCAGCCGGAGCCUGCUCGAUGGGCACGACUGGGUUGGAGAGUCUGAACUUGGGGGACCGCGGAGCUGCCCCCACCGUCACCUCUAGUGAGCGCCUAGUCCCAGAUCCGCCGAGUGACCUCCGCAAAGAAGAUGUUGCUGUGGAAUUGGAAAGAGUGGAAGAAGAUGAGGAACAAAUGAUGAUAAAAAGAAGCAGUGAUUGUAAUCCCCUGCUAUUAGAACCCAUCGCUUCUGCUCAGUUUGGUGGUACUGCAGGGACAGAAUGCCAUAAGUCUGUCCCGUGUGGAUGGGAAAGAGUUGUGAAGCAAAGGUUAUUUGGGAAGACAGCAGGAAGAUUUGAUGUGUACUUUAUCAGCCCACAAGGACUGAAGUUCAGAUCCAAAAGUUCACUUGCUAAUUAUCUUCACAAAAAUGGAGAGACUUCUCUUAAGCCAGAAGAUUUUGAUUUUACUGUACUUUCUAAAAGGGGUACCAAGUCAAGAUACAAAGACUGCAGCAUGGCAGCCCUGACAUCCCACCUACAAAACCAAAGUAACAAUUCAAACCGGAACCUCAGGACCCGAAGCAAGUGCAAAAAGGAUGUGUUUAUGCCGCCAAGUAGUAGUUCAGAGUUGCCGGAUAGCAGAGGACUCUCUAACUUUACUUCCACUCAUUUGCUUUUGAAAGAAGAUGAGGGUGUUGAUGAUGUUAACUUCAGAAAGGUUAGAAAACCCAAAGGAAAGGUGACUAUUUUGAAAGGAAUCCCAAUUAAGAAAACUAAAAAAAGAUGUAGGAAGAGCUAUUCAGGUUUUGUUCAAAGUGAUAGCAAAAGAGAAUCUGUGUGUAAUAAAGCAGAUGCUGAAAGUGAGCCUGUUGCACAAGAAAGUCAGCUUGACGGAACUGUCUGCAUUUUUGAUGCUGGAGCAUGUGGUGAGGCCCUCAGUGUGACCAGUGAAGAAAAGAGGCUUGUAAAAGACAGAUCGUUGAGUUCAGGAUCAAAUUUUUGUUUUGAACAAAAAACUUCCGGCAUCAUAAACAAAUUAUGUUCAGCCAGAGAUGCAGAACACAAUGAGAAGUAUGAGGAUACCUUUUUAGAAACUGAAGAAACUGGAACAAAAGUAGAAGAAGUUGCAGAAAAGAAGGAACAUUUGCAUACUGACAUUUUAAAACGUGGCUCUGAAAUGGACAACUGCUCACCAAGCAAGAAAGACUUUACUGGUGAGAAAAUAUUUCAAGCUAUCCAUGUUCACUUUUCCUUUUCAGAAGAUAUCAUCCCACGAACACAGAUAGAAAGAAGGAAAACAAGCCUGUAUUUUUCCAGCAAGUAUAACAAAGAAGCUCCUAGCCCCCCACGACGUAAAGCCUUUAAGAAGUGGACGCCUCCUCGGUCACCUUUUAAUCUCAUUCAAGAAACACUUUUUCACGAUCCAUGGAAGCUUCUCAUCGCUACUAUAUUUCUCAAUCGGACCUCAGGUAAAAUGGCAAUACCUGUGCUCUGGAAGUUUCUGGAGAAGUAUCCUUCAGCUGAGGUAGCAAGAACCGCAGACUGGAGAGAUGUGUCAGAACUUCUUAAACCUCUUGGUCUCUACGAUCUUCGGGCAAAAACCAUUGUCAAGUUCUCAGAUGAAUACCUGACAAAGCAGUGGAAGUAUCCGAUUGAGCUUCAUGGGAUUGGUAAAUAUGGCAACGACUCUUACCGAAUUUUUUGUGUCAAUGAGUGGAAGCAGGUGCACCCUGAAGACCACAAAUUAAAUAAAUACCAUGACUGGCUUUGGGAAAAUCAUGAAAAAUUAAGUCUGUCUUAAACUCUGCAGUUUUCAAGCUCAUCUGUUAUGCAUAGCUUUGCACUUCAAAAAAGCUUCAUUAAGUACAACCAACCACCUUUCCAGCCAUAUAGAUUUUAAUUAGCCCAACUAGGAGCCCAGUGUGUGUGCUUUCUUAAUGUGUGUGCCAAUGGUGGAUCUUUGCUACUGAAUGUGUUUGAAUAUAUUUUGAGAUUAUUUUUAAAUAAAUUAUUAUUUGACAACAAUCCAAAAAAAGUGUGUGGCUUUUCCAAAAAUGAAAUAUAAUCAGAAGAUAAAAAGUACAUCUAAACUAUCAAUAACACAAAGCAAAUUUCUAUCAACCUUGCUAAAGCUAGGGGCCCACUAAAUAUUUUUAUUGGCCAGGUGUGGUGGUGCACGCCUAUAGUCUCAGAAGGCUGAGGCAGGAGGAUCAUUUGAGCUCAUGAGGGCCCAGGAGCUCAAGGCUUCAGUGAGCCGUGAUCAUGCCACUGCACUCCAGUUUGGAUGACAGAGACCCUGUCUCAAAAAAUAUAUAUUUAAAAAAAAAAAAAAAGCUAACCCCAAAG